AUGGGCUCUUGGGAGGCUAGAAUGGAGGCCGAUUUGGGCUUGGGAGCAGUAGGUGAUUUGGAAGAACUUAGAGUCUUGACGCGAGCAGAUGCCUUAGAAGUGCUGGAACGGGAGUCCCUGGAAACUGGCACUAAAGCCCGAGAAGAGAUAGGGACAGGAGAAGCAGAUGUGGAGCUAAUAAUCGGGUUGCCGGUUAAUGGUGCAGCUAUAACAGGCCGAUCACGCCACCAUUGGCCAUCAAUUUGUGAGGCAUUAUUAGGUGUCGUUCCACCUAAUAAUGUCAUAAGAGGGUGUUAUCUGAAAAUGAACUGGCUAGCUGAGGAGUUUAGUCAACUUCCAGAUGAUGCUGAUGAGGAAGUUGUACAUAGGUUCGCAAGAGCAUACAUUAUGAGGGUCAUUGGAUCCAUUUUUAGUGAUACAUUUGCUUUGCGUAUGAACCUAAUGUUCCUAUCUUUGCUAGUUGAUCUUGAAGAAGCCGGCAAUUAUAGCUGGGGUGGGGCAUGUCUGGCAUGGUUGUAUAGACAGUUAUGUAAGGUGACAAAUCCUGAAGUUAUGCAGAUGGUUGAUCCCUUAUUCAUAGUUCAGAUAUGGGCAUAG
Molecule: messenger RNA, 597 nt
Organism: Manihot esculenta (cassava)
Lineage: Eukaryota; Viridiplantae; Streptophyta; Magnoliopsida; Malpighiales; Euphorbiaceae
Product: protein MAIN-LIKE 2-like
Exons: 2
Coding region: 1-597 (198 amino acids)
Source: RefSeq, a predicted model, not a curated record